Cercocebus atys (sooty mangabey) is the source of this 1087-nucleotide messenger RNA. RefSeq lists its product as uncharacterized. NCBI's taxonomy places the organism in Eukaryota, Metazoa, Chordata, Mammalia, Primates, Cercopithecidae. Bases 1 to 1062 code for a protein of 353 amino acids. The transcript has 4 exons. The record is from RefSeq and is a predicted model, not a curated record.
AUGUCUGAGACAUGUCAGGCCCUUGAAAAAGAUACAUUUCUAAAGGGGCAAGGGCAGGAGUCGAGGCCAACUCUAAGCCUCUUCCAAUCUUACCACGCCGCCCCGCUCCCUCCCCACGACCCGGCACACAAGGGGACUUACAGCACCACCAAAAUAAAACUUGUGUCCUCCCGGCUCCCCAGAUGGGUGGCGCUGUCAGUCCCUGACUUCCGGGCACCCAGCUCCCUCCCCUCCCAGUCGGGACUCGAGCCCGCUGCGGCCGUGCCGUACCCCGUGGAGCACCCCAGCGCUCUAUGUGCUCUCUCACUGCGCGCCUCGCCAGCACUGGGCCUGGAAUCCAGCGCUCAGUGCACGUCCCGCUCGCAUUUGAGGAAGCAAAGACUCCAGAGCUCCAGCUCGGCGGGAAACGGAGCAGACAGCAACUCACCUACUUCGGAAGCCGAUUGGCUGCGGUGGGGAUACCUGGUGGCAUGCAAAAAAAGAGUGGUUGGAAAGGCAAGGCCGAGGGAGCGCGCCCAUCCUACGCACCCACAGCGCUCCUCCUUGACGCCGCAAGCAGGACCCUGUCUCACUGACCUCGCUGCCCACGGCGGUCCUUGCCUCCUUCUAUUCUCCGGGUUUCCCCAGUCCCGAGUAUUGGAAAGCCUGAACGAAAGCGAACGCGUCCUAGUCGCGGGUAGGUUGGCCUGGGCGGGGCUGCAGAGGGAGCAGGAAAUGAAAACUCAGAUGUGGGAGGAGCUGAGACGUUGGCGGCAGAGCCACUGUAGCAGCUUGAGUCUCGCGCGCGCGGGAAGCGGAGGUGGAAGUCGGCGCGCAAGAAUGCGCCUGUCCUCGCCUGUACAUCAUGGCUGGGGAGGAGGCGCGGAGGCACCAGGCUGGGGUCUGCAGCGCGCCAUCUGCUGCAGCCCACAGGAGGCGCUGAGGCUAGUUGGGUGGCAAAUGAAUUGUAUUAUAACCACUCAGAACUACUGUGUUUCUGGUUCGUCUUGUGAAACCCAUCGUUGGUUCAGAGGGAUGGAAGCAGAGGUCAUACAGCAGGUAAGUUCAAGCAGUGAUAUAUGACAGGGCUUUCAGAAUUGGGGCCGUG